Molecule: messenger RNA, 525 nt
Organism: Setaria italica (foxtail millet)
Lineage: Eukaryota; Viridiplantae; Streptophyta; Magnoliopsida; Poales; Poaceae
Product: integumentary mucin C.1-like
Exons: 1
Coding region: 1-525 (174 amino acids)
Source: RefSeq, a predicted model, not a curated record
AUGGGAGUGGCCAAGGCAGAGGCGCAAACCAACCUUGACGCCGCCGUCAAAACAGGCUCCACCAUCCCAGAAGCCACCGGGCUCACCGACGGUCUCGGGGCACGCGCCCCUGCCCCCGUCGAGGCUGCCGCGGGCCCACCAAUCGGUGCCACCGCCUCCGAUGCAGCCGCCGGAGCGAGCAUCCCCGUGGCCGCCUCGCCCUCUGUCGCAACCGCCGAGGUAGGCGUCUCCGCCCCCAUCGGGGCCUCUGGAGCAGGCACCUCCGCCUCUGCCGCCGGUGCCACCUCCGCCGGGACUCCCCAGGCGGACGUCCCCGUCUCCAUCACCACUGCCUCCUCCGUCGCAGCCACCGGGGCAGGCGUCCCAGCCUCCCCCGCUGCCACCGUCCUCGCCGUGGUCGCGGGAGUAGGCUCUCCUUCCUCCGUCGCUGCCGCCGUCCCCGUCACGACCGCUGGGACAUUCGUCCCCAUCUCCACCGCCGCUGUUCCCUCCACCUCGUUGAGGUCGAUCACCUCCCCAGCCUGA